AAACACAAUCUUUUAUGAACACGCUCGUCUUCAUGUUUGUAAACUAACAGUAACGAUACGGUAAGAGUUCCAGUCAACUUCUACCGGACGACUGUGACACUGACUCCGGUCCUGCAAGCAUGUUCCAGCAGGACGAGACACCGCAGGAGGUCGCUGAAGAAUGGAAGCUGAAGAACCGGUACGAUGGUCAAAAGUUCGAGCAAAUCCAGGAGGAAGGGGGACAACCACCGUAUCAGCCCCACCAUAAACCUCAAUCAGCACAUCACCAGCCACAGCCGAGACUUCAAAAAGAAAAUAUUACAAGCCGCGCCCAUGUGGAACGUCAGCAUGAUGAAUCACGUGCUCAAUUCUACGUUAAUCCAAAACAAAAACAAAAAUUAAGGGACUGUAAUCCACCCCCAGAACAAGUACAGGAUCAGAAUCUGAUUGAAGAUGAAUAUGAAUUUAAAUAUAUGAAGGAUUGUAUCGAUCUGUUGAAACUGGACGAAGAUGAUGAUUUCUGCCAAAUUCAGUCUCAAGAAUUACCUCAGCACCAAACUGGAGGAAAUUCACAAAUGUAUCAGUUGCAAGGGCAAUCCGUUCAGUGCCCUGAAAUGAUUGACACCGUCAGCCAGCAACCCUACCUAACUGGACAACCAAACAGCGGGCCUCAGAGUCUGCUAAUGCAUUUAGAAGGGGAUCCGAACGAACCCGUUCUUUGUCCGAUGGCAAAACUACCUCACGAACCUUGUCUUUGGAAGGGUAUUAAGAGGUGGAGGAAAGGUCACAUCGAGAUGAAUCACUACAUGUACCUUUCUACAAACAAUUACGUCGCCCUGACUUUCAACAGAGUGGCCAUACUGAGCGUUUACACUGAAUACUUCCUUUGUUACACAGUCACAAAAGACGAUCCAAAGAAGUUGUUCUGCGUUGCCCAGCACGCCUGUCAGUCACAUAAUUGCAUGCUGACCUACCAGUACAGGUGUGAGAUUCGAGCUGCUAAUGGGUACGAGAAGAUAACAGAAACGCGACUGGUGGCACAUAUUGCGGACGAUUUCACAACUCUGAAUAAACUUGGUAAAUGCGUCAGAUUUGACGCAGAAGUGAUUACGUAUUUUGUUGGAACUGAUGAGCUGAAUGUCAAUUUUGAAAUUUCAAUCCCAGAACCAGUUUAGAUUAAGCUUUGCUUUUUUUUAAAAAAAAAAUUUGUUAGUUCUCACUAAUAUUUUACUUCUUAGAAAAACGCUUAAAUUUAUUCUCGGUAAACUGGCACUAUUAUUACCGCCUUCGACUUCAGCUGUACACAAUUAUUUUUGCCGUGGACAACUGAAAAAUUAGAUUUUAUUAUAAGUGGGCAUGACUGAGCUACAGACUAAGAUGGCUUUUAAUCUUAAAUUAUAAGUUUGAGAAAAACUAGUAUUUUGGAACAAGGAAAUAAGAAAAUUCUAAGGAGAAUGUUUACUUUUAACAAACAGGCAUAAGCAGAAAUGUGGACAAAAUAACUCGCAAAGGUAUUUUUAAUCCAUAAUGAAAUAUUAUUACAGUGAUUAUCUAAAAUAUCAUAUGGGGGGCACAUGUAUGGGGAAAUAAAUAAAUUCAUACAGAAUU
Messenger RNA from Zootermopsis nevadensis, 1587 nucleotides. RefSeq lists its product as uncharacterized. The record is from RefSeq and is a predicted model, not a curated record. Lineage: Eukaryota; Metazoa; Arthropoda; Insecta; Blattodea; Termopsidae. Gene Ontology annotation, molecular function: protein binding.